AGUUCUGUUCCAGAACAAGGCAGACGUCUGGGAGGAAAUUGAGGCCAAGAUCAGCGCUGAGAGUGAAGUUCCCUUAUUGAGAACAUCGAACCAGGAAAUCGUUUCCAUUUUGAAAGAGCUCAGAAGAGUGCAGGGACAGCUUGCAGUUAUCAACACCAUUGUGGAGCCUGGCGGUGCUCUUCAGGCUGCGGCAGCCAAAACAUCCUCUGUUCCUCAGACUCGUCCAUCCUCAAGGCAGAUCAAACCCUCCCACCGAACCCAAACGUCCAACACCAGUGAAAGCACCAAGCGGCCGCCUCGUGGGUCAGAGGCGUCCCGCUAGACCAGCUGAACUGGCUCCUGUAGCACCUCUGGACAGAAAGCCUGCAUCUUCACUGCCAGAAGCCACAGAUCAGAUAGGGCAGAGCUUUAAAGAAAAAGUUUGGAUCGGGUCAAACCAGAAGCUUGGUGUGAGCGGCUCUUUGCCUCUGGCUCCCCAUCAUCUGUCUGCUGCUGGCUGUGAGUUUCACACAGGACAGGUGGGUGCACAGCCUCCGUCAGAGGUCCUCAUCUGCACCGGAGAGGUUCCCAGCACAAAUACACUCUUCAGUGUGUCCUUGUUUGUCCUUGCUCUGCAGUCCAGUGCUCUCUGCUUUCACGUGCGUGGUGUUGAACUGCACUGCUGUACUUUGCCUUCAAGGUUUUGUUUCUGAGGUUCUGGACUGUGGGUCAAACCUGAGCUUCAGCACAGGGCUCUGAUGUGGCACUGAAACAGGUGAAAAGCAUCAUCCUUUAGAUUCAGUGAGUCAGACCUUAGAGAGCUGCUCACACGCCGCUCGGACAGACCAGCAGUGUUACAUGAACUAUUGUAUGAUAGUGCACAAGUAACGUUAUGUUUUAAUGAUGUUUUGAUGCAUUUGAACCAUUGAUUGAUUGUGCCAUCACAGCACUAUAUGUAUCUAUAAAUAGAAAGUCCAACUUUCCCGUCAGCAGUAAGGAUUCGUACAACAACUGAAUGCUGUGAUGUGUGGGCCUUCAUCUCCAUUUACUGUGAAGCUGCAGCAGCUGAAUGUUAUUGUUGCUUACUGUAAAGUGUUUCUUUUGUGAGAAUCCUGCUGGUCUGUGGACAUGCUGAAUGAAUCCAGAAACACUCAGGAGUGAUGAGCAGAGACGAGGCGUCAGACAUUAAUCCAGAGAAGCUCUCCAAAUGUUGAAGUUCUUAAGUUUGUAUGCAAACUGUAUUCAUCCACUGUUCAUGUCUAAUCCAGGCAUCAGCGUAGUAAAGGUGACUGUUCUGUUGGUUGUAGUCUUCAGACCUGCUCAGACGCAGCGUUGUGAUGUGCUAGCUGCAGAUGGAAAGAUCUGCAGUCCUUUAGUCACUUUAUGAACUCAAAGCCACAUUUCCCCUGCAAUGGAGCACACUUAGAAACUACAUUUGUUCUGUCCAACAGAAGCGCGUCCCAGAUGACCAACGUUUCACAAUCCCCUACAGGAAGAGGACUAAACCCAAACGCUUCUUUUCUCGUAACUUUCAGCAGAGACACAGGAUCUUUAAAAGAAAAUGACAACCAUGGUUGGUGUGAAGCUCCCAGCACCCGUGGUGUGUUUACUGCCCCCAGAGGAGAGGCAGCUUUCCCUGACUAUCAAACAAAGGCCUUCAGAAGGAAAACAUCCACUCCCACUUUCAGACUGAGUUUAUGUAAAACCUCAGCUUCACUGCAGCUCUUGAGAAGUGAUACAGGAGUUAGCAGAGUUUCCCCUUUUGAGGAAGAUCCCCACAGAAUGAUGUGAAGAAUGUGUUCCUGUUCUUCAGUUUGUGGGGAAGUUUGUGUUUUUGGAGCGGACUGAGACUUUCGAGUGUUGGAUGGAUGAAGCGGCAGAGGAGCAUGUUCAGGUUGAUUUAGAGAAUGGUAGUCAGGUUCAGAUCAGGGGAAAAGCUUGAGAUCUCACCAUGUGGCAGUGUCUGUAGCUUCAAUGCAACAUUUGCUUUUUUAAAAGAAAAUGUGUCCUGUUCCAGGUCAACAUGAUUGUGUCAUAGAAGUGAUGUAAUCCAGUGACUCACAGGCCACAACAUGUGCUUUCAGACUGCUGUGAGUUCAGUGCUUCUCUUUUCAUCCUGGGCUUGUAUUGCAAAGACUUAUACUGUUUAAUAGAAAUAAAAUCGCACUAAGUGACAAAUAUGAGUGACUUAUCUGCCACUGUAGACAUCUGUUCUGUUUGUGAAAAUGGUAGAUCUAAAAAACCCCAAAGUUUAGAAUUUUCUUUUGUGUAUUUUUUAUUUUUAUGAAGCAUCACACAGGUGAAGAUCUGAGGCUCCAGUCCUGUUGGCCAACAGUGAUCUGUAGAACCUGUGCUGGUUGUUGUGUGCUCUGCAAACACCGAACAGUUCAAACCUUUCGUUUCCACAUUCAUUUUUUGUCUUGAUAAUAAAAAUCUAAAGGAGAAAACCUUGCAGUGGAUAACAAGCAUCUUAGUUUGUUGAGGAGAUUUUGUGGUAAAACUGAGAAAGAUGUUUAAAAAAAAUCACUGUUUUCUGUUUUUAAAUGAUCAGCUUAGACUGUUUUCCUUACUUAAAGCAUAAAUGCAAAUUCUACAUUAAAAAACGUCAAGAAUGACUGACUGAAAUUGGGUCUUAAAUAUGUCCCUGCAGGACUAUUUUGUUCUAUUCGUUCCUACUAAAGAAAAAGCAGAAUUCUUGCCUACUAGCAGAUUUUCUGAUACUUGAUUACACAGUUUUUCUGUAUCUGAGUAUUUGACUUUUUUUUUUUAGAGAGAAGCCAUGUGGUCUUCAGUGAAAAUAACAUUUGUGUGUGACAAACGUGGAGCCGUCAAACUGGAUCCUGUUCUUUCAUUUUGCAUACGUCGAUGCAAAGUUUAUUUUCCCUGAAUAUUACAAAGAAAGCUGAAUUGUUUGCAGUAGCAGGAAAUGUUCGAGCGUCUUUGUGUUCCUGCAUGGUUUCUGUAGCUUGAGGCAGCUGACGGCUCAUGGCUGGAUCACCAACUGUGCACUUUAUUAUUUAACGAUCAUGUUUUUCAGAAUGUACUGAUUUAUCAGCACAACUCCAACCAGAGUGGUCGUAGCUGAUGUGAUGUACCUACUGCUGUGAUCAUUUGACAUUUGCAUUGCAGUGCAUGGAGCUGUAAACAAACUGGCCGAAUAAACAAAGCAAAGCAGACAUGUUUUCUUUUAGAUUACACAGUCUAUUUAUUGAUUUGUUUAGAUUGAAAUGCUUUGGAACUGUCAUGUGUUCUUCAUCAAAGGUUUGUACCACCAUGUCAUUUAUAAUAAACUAAAUUCAUGCACAAUGAUGAAAA
This is a messenger RNA of Oryzias melastigma (Indian medaka), 3294 nucleotides long. Its product is annotated as centrosomal protein of 170 kDa protein B. The record is from RefSeq and is a predicted model, not a curated record. Lineage: Eukaryota; Metazoa; Chordata; Actinopteri; Beloniformes; Adrianichthyidae.